AUGGCGAACAUAGAAUCUGAAGCAGUCGAUUUCGAGCCGGAGGAGGAUGACCUUAUGGAUGAAGACGCUGGAGAUGUCUCUCCACGCGCGGGGCAUCCCAGAUUGAGGUCGGCUAUUGCCGGAGCAAAUGGCGAUUCGGCGCAGAGGAAGACCAAAGGCCGUGGGUUUCUCGAGGAGAGAGAUUCCGAUCGACAGCGCCGCCUUUCCUCCCGCGACUUCGAAUCACUCGGUUCCGAUGGCGGCCCUGGCCCGCAGCGAUCCAUUGAGGGAUGGAUUAUUUUGGUCACCGGAGUUCAUGAGGAGGCACAAGAGGAUGAUAUAACGAAUGCUUUUGGUGAUUUUGGGGAGAUCAAGUCUCUACAUUUGAAUCUCGAUCGCCGUACUGGUUUUGUCAAGGGCUAUGCUUUGGUAGAGUAUGAGAAGAGUGAAGAAGCACAGAGUGCUAUUACAGCAAUGGAUGGUGCUGAGCUUCUGACAAAGAAUGUCAACGUAGACUGGGCCUUCAGCAAUGGACCAACUGUUAAUCCUUACAGGAGAAAGAGCCUGAGGUCUGGGAGGUCGCAACGUUCACGAAGCCCGAGAAGACGAUACUGA
Microthlaspi erraticum is the source of this 594-nucleotide messenger RNA. Lineage: Eukaryota; Viridiplantae; Streptophyta; Magnoliopsida; Brassicales; Brassicaceae. The record is from the annotation of a GenBank genome assembly.